Molecule: messenger RNA, 1623 nt
Organism: Sphaeroforma arctica JP610
Lineage: Eukaryota; Ichthyosporea; Ichthyophonida
Exons: 7
Coding region: 1-1623 (540 amino acids)
Biological process (GO): regulation of DNA-templated transcription; chromatin organization
Cellular component (GO): nucleus
Molecular function (GO): DNA binding; chromatin binding
Source: RefSeq, a predicted model, not a curated record
AUGAAAGGUCGGAGUCCUUCGCCAAGUCCUCCCGUCAAAUAUGGGCCGCAACAGGCCCAGCAACAAACCAAUGCCAAAGCGCUCUCUAGUUCACCUGUCACGGCCAGUUCACUACCGAAGACCAAGUCACCAACACCACCGCAGAGAGGCAGUGUGCCAGGUGGGGUCGCCAAGAAGCCCGCGCCAACUGCACCUGUUCCGCGUGCGAGUUUCUUAGGGGAGAAAGGCAUUAAAGGUACCAACGAGAAGAACAGCAACGCAGGCGGUGGUGCUGGAUACUUUUCUCACUCCGGGAAAGGGGGUGGAAACCCAUCUGCCGACCUGAGCUUUCGGGGGGGUGCAAGAGUGUCAUAUAUGAGCAAUGCACCGUCGUCAACCACGAAAGCCUCUGCGUCUGUGGCCACUGCCGGUAUGUCGCCAGGCAAUGAUGUCGGUAACUCGAUGCUUGGUAACCUCAAUAGGCCGUCUACGCUGGUUAACGCAACCUCCGAGAAUACAGCUGCUGGAUUAGCGGGAGAUGCCAACGAUACCAGGCAAAUCGCAGCGGAACGGGGGUUUAGCAAAUCACGCGCGGAUUCAUCAAAGUUAUCUAUGGGUAAACGAAAUGAAUCAACUCGAAACGAUGACAGGACACACGAUGAGAGUGACGAGAAUAUAGACGAGUCGGAAAAGUCGAGCAAGAAUCAGCGAGUGUACAAGCGUGGCCCCAAUAGGUCGAAAUCUAAAAGGUCUUACGAAGCUUUAUUCGAAGGGGAGGACGACGACGACGUUAAUUAUGAUGAUGAUGACGUUGUGAACACCCCUGAUGCUGAAACCCGGCCAAGCGAGAAGGAAGUGGAAGAAAAAACGACGAUAGAAAACGGUCGGUCUACUACGAAUAUGAAACCCAAGUCAGCCGCUAAACGGAAGGCGGAACCCAUCACAAGUAAAGUGAGAACCAAGACCCUCAAACCAGCCAAUGAUAGUGAUACUACUGGCGAUGAAAACAGUGCCAGCGAGGGUGAAGAUAGUGAUCCUGACGUGAAGCGCAACCGAAAAAGGAGGAAAUUUUCUGGGGCUGCUUCAGGCGACCACGUGAAAAUGGGUACGUCGACUGCGAGCGGCGCACAGCUGAUGCAAGUCAAAGAAUCGUCAGCAAAAUCGAACGAUGACACUGAGGAUGCUUCUCCAAGUCCAAAGAAAAGGAUAGGUCCAAAAUCGCGAACUAAAAAGCGGAGGAUACUCACCAGUGAUGUAUGUCCAAGUGAACAAACCAUGGAUUUAUCAGCAAAAGCUGAGCGUACUAUCUUACUCCUGGAGUUUAAAGACGAGGAAAGUGACAAUGAAACGGCGCGUGCAUCCAAUGCAGAGGAAAGCGAUAGUGACAGCGAGAGUGAUGGACCUCAAGAGUUCGACUUUUGUGAAUUAUGUGGAAAGGAUAGCGACGUCAAAGGAAACAAAAUUGUUGUGUGCGAUGGCUGUAAUAAGGGUUUCCAUCAAAAGUGUCAUAAGCCAGCUGUCCCGAAUGAGCUGCUAAGUGAAGCAUACGAGGAUGAGGACUGGUUUUGCUCGAAGAAAAAGUGUCAGAUGGCAUACCGCAACCAUGUUACACGCGUGGUUCCCGACCACUCGAUAUCAGCUUGA